AUGCGCCUCCUCCCCCUGGCCCUCACCGCCCUAACGGCCACCAUCACCACCACCCUAGCGGCCUCCUCCUCCUCCCUCGGCAUCGAAGUCACCCACCCCGUCGAAUGCAGCCGCAAGACCCAAAGCGGUGACACAGUGCACAUGCACUACCGCGGCACGCUGGCGGCGGACGGCUCCGAGUUCGACGCCAGCUACAAGCGCGGCCAGCCGUUGGUGUUCAAGUUGGGUGCGGGGCGGGUGAUUAAGGGCUGGGACCAAGGCCUGCUGGACAUGUGCAUCGGCGAGAAGCGGACGUUGACGAUCCCGCCCGAGUACGGGUAUGGGAGUCGUGGCGUGGGCCCGAUCCCCGGCGGGGCGACGCUGGUCUUCGAGACGGAGUUGGUGGGGAUUGAUGGGGUGGCGAAGGAUGAGUUGUAAUUGUUCUUAAGUCUGGUUUUGGUUUUUGGAGAGAGAGAGUUGGGUUUUCGUUUUUGGCUUUGGAGAGAAGGUUGGGAAAGGGGGUGGUGAUGUGGAUGUGGAUGUGGAUAUGGAUGUGGCUUACUCGUUACUGCACAGUACAUAACAUCGAAAUGCUAAAGUCCAGCUUUAUGUCUAGAAGGCGCAAGUAUCUAAAGUAUGCGCGGAUAACUUUUAACAGGUAUCUUUCUAUAUACAU
This is a messenger RNA of Aspergillus aculeatinus CBS 121060, 655 nucleotides long. RefSeq names its product peptidylprolyl isomerase family protein FPR2 (gene fkbp3). The record is from RefSeq and is a predicted model, not a curated record. Gene Ontology annotation, molecular function: peptidyl-prolyl cis-trans isomerase activity. The transcript has 2 exons. Gene Ontology annotation, biological process: protein peptidyl-prolyl isomerization. NCBI's taxonomy places the organism in Eukaryota, Fungi, Ascomycota, Eurotiomycetes, Eurotiales, Aspergillaceae. The coding region runs from base 1 to 417 and encodes 138 amino acids.